This is a messenger RNA of Rattus norvegicus (Norway rat), 544 nucleotides long. The record is from RefSeq and is a predicted model, not a curated record. NCBI's taxonomy places the organism in Eukaryota, Metazoa, Chordata, Mammalia, Rodentia, Muridae.
AAGCAAUUGGUGCUCUUAACCACUGAGCCAUCUCUCCAGUCUGCUAUUUUUUAAUUAUAUAAAACAUUUAAAAUCCGAAGCAAUCCAUAGCCGGAUUGGGUUUGGGGAGCACGGGUGCUGACACCAGAGCCGAGUGCCUGUCGCCAUGCCUCGGAAAAUUGAGGAAAUCAAGGACUUUCUACUCACAGCCCGGCAGAAGGAUGCCACAUCUGUCAAGAUCAAGAAAAACAAGGGUAAUGUAAAGUUCAAGGUCCACUGUAGCAGGUACCUCUACACCCUGGUUAUCACAGACAAUGAGAAGAAGAUGAAGCAGUCCCUGCCCCCAGGUUUGGCAGUGAAGGAGCUGAAAUGAACCGGACCUCUGCAUGUGACUAUUAAAAACCCUGAAAAGUAAAAAAAAAAAAAAAAAAACCAAAAAACCAACAUUUAGCUGAGUGGACACCCUAAAAUUGUAGCAUCUGGGAGACAAUGGAAUUCCAGGUUUAAAAAGGUGUGUGUGUGUGUGUGUGUGUGUGUGUGUGUGUGUGUGUGUGUGUGUGUGGAA